Messenger RNA from Fusarium mangiferae, 633 nucleotides. RefSeq lists its product as uncharacterized. NCBI's taxonomy places the organism in Eukaryota, Fungi, Ascomycota, Sordariomycetes, Hypocreales, Nectriaceae. Bases 1 to 633 code for a protein of 210 amino acids. The record is from RefSeq and is a predicted model, not a curated record. The transcript has a single exon.
AUGGCACCUGAAGCCCCCCAACCUUUCCCCGUCGCAACAAACCGCGAUGCAAUCGCAAACACUCUUUCACUGCUCCUCGCCUCCAGGACGUCCAUAGGAAAAUCGAUGCCCCUUACUCGUGAUUUACCGCGCAAGCAACGCACUCUACCAGACAACAACGAUGAGGAUCUCGCUCGCGGCGCACGACCAAACGAAGGAUUAGGCUAUGUUCCAGAGAAGAAAGACGUUCAAAAGUUUGCAAACUCAAAAGAGGAGAGAAUGCUAAGGGGCAGGUUGAACAAAGAUGCCAAGGGCAAUCUGAAGAAGAAGGCUGAGGAGAGCGAGAGCGAAGAUGAAGCUGGACGAAGUGCGCUAGGCAAAAGAAAGAGGCCCCGGAAGGAGAAGGAGAAGGAGGUUGAACCGGAGCCGGAGGCUGGCGAUCAGACUUCUCCUGUUACACCUGAGAAUAAGGAGACGAACGAAAACGGGGGAGAGGUCGAGGUGGAUGCGGAUGCGGAUAUGAAAGACGCUGUAACACAGGAUGAACCUAUUUUGGGCGGUGGGCAGACAGAAAAGAAGCGGAAGAAGAAGAGCAAGAACAAGAAAAACAAGAAACAAAAGACCGCACCUGGGGUAACAGGGGGAGAGGCAUAG